AGAAAAUUAGUUUCACGUUGGAUACCCCACCUGUUGACUGAAGAGCAGAAAGCAUUUGUCUCAAAAGUGGGUCAUAUUGCGAUAAUUCCUCUUAAUGAGCAAAGAACUGUUACUGCGGAUUGGUAUACCACCAUUUGUUUGCCAAAAGUCAUCACCGAGCUUCGAAAAAUCAACCCCGAGAGAAGAAUCAUCCUCCACCAAGACAAUGCAAGCUCGCACACACCCAAAAAACAAGCCAGUAUUUAACGGAAGAAAACGUGGAAUUAUUGGAUCAUCCUUCAUAUAGUCCCGAUCUAAGUCCUAACGAGUUCUUUACUUUCCCGAAAAUUAAAAACAGACUGCGCGGUCAAAGGUUCCAAACACCAGCAAGCAGUUGACGCAU
Acanthoscelides obtectus is the source of this 382-nucleotide messenger RNA. NCBI's taxonomy places the organism in Eukaryota, Metazoa, Arthropoda, Insecta, Coleoptera, Chrysomelidae. The record is from the annotation of a GenBank genome assembly.